This is a messenger RNA of Hyaloscypha bicolor E, 1950 nucleotides long. Its product is annotated as FabD/lysophospholipase-like protein. Bases 205 to 1884 code for a protein of 559 amino acids. Gene Ontology annotation, biological process: glycerophospholipid catabolic process. Gene Ontology annotation, cellular component: intracellular membrane-bounded organelle; cytosol. The record is from RefSeq and is a predicted model, not a curated record. NCBI's taxonomy places the organism in Eukaryota, Fungi, Ascomycota, Leotiomycetes, Helotiales, Hyaloscyphaceae. Gene Ontology annotation, molecular function: A2-type glycerophospholipase activity. The transcript has a single exon.
UUUUGACUGAACUUGUGUCAUAAUUUGUGCUUUUCGGAAUAGCUUCCUUCUUGCGGUGAAGUAAACAAAGCGAAGAGGCGAAGGGGAAUCCAACCCAUAAUCUCCGAAUCCGAACUUUAUUUCAAGUCGAUCAGCAUCUCUUUGAUUCUCUUACGCAGCAAACAACUUCAACUUCAAUCUCAUCACACCUCACACCUUUUCAAUAUGCGUUUCCCCACAUCAACGACACUGAUCGUCACGGCUUUGGUCUCGCGAGGAUUUGCCACCUACGCACCGAUCUCAACUCCAUGCCCCUCAACUUCUCUCGUCCGAACCGCAACCGGUCUUUCGGAUGAAGAAGAAGCCUACCGAACAGCCCGAAAAGCGAAAGCUGAUGUGGCCUUGGUCGACUGGCUUCUCAAGACCAACUGCGGGUUCGACACUUCUGGUGAGCUGCCUGCAGUAGCUCUCACAAGCAGUGGAGGUGGAUUCCGCGCAUUGCUCGCUGGAGCUGGUGUCAUCCGAGCAUUCGAUGGGCGGGACAGCAACGUCAGCACCAGCGGUCUCUAUCAAGGCUUGACAUACCAUUCUGCCUUGUCAGGGGGCUCUUGGUUGUUGUCUUCCAUCAUUGCAAAUGACUUUGCGACCAUCAGCAGCUUGAUGGAGAUCUGGAAGCCAAAUUUUGCAAAUGGUCUCUUCAGUCCUGAGGGAAGCAAUGCCACCGCAGUCUUUGCUGAUAUCGAUACCGAUAUUGCCCUCAAGCAAGCGGCUGGGUUCAAGGGAACAGUCGCAGAUGCUUGGUCCCGCCUCUUGUCCUUGCAAUUGCUUCCAGGAGCCAACUAUGGCGCCGGCAACACACUGUCCGCCAUCACCAGUCUCUCAAGCUUCGUCGACAACGAGAUGCCCUACCCAAUCAUCACAGCCAUGAACGUCGACCUCAGCGGCACCUCCUGCAUCCCGCCCUCUAACGGCUCAAUCUGGGAGUUCACUCCUUAUGAAUUCGGUACCUGGGAUCCUGAAGUUGCAGCCUUCACACCCACGGCCUACCUAGGCACAUCCCUCUCCAACGGAAUUCCUGUUUCUUCAAACUGCACAACCAACUACGACAACCUCGGUUUCGUGCUCGGAACCUCAUCGACCCUGCUCAAUGACCCUACCAUUGGCACCGCUGGAUCCCCAGACCUGCUGUUGGCGAAUCUGUGUACCUCGACUGCUACCUCGAACUCUACCUCUUCCGUCGAUGAACUUACAUUGGAGUUUAAGGAGGACAUCUUCGCCCUGCUCGUCGAGAUCCCAGACGUCACAUUCACAUCCGCAGCGGAUUUAUUUGCAACCUGGCCGAACCCCUUCUACAACCUCUCUUCCUCUCCUCUCGUCUCAGCCCAGGAAAACCUCGCCAUGGUAGACGGCGGCGAAUCAGGACAGGUGAACCCUAUCUUCCCCUUCCUACAGCCAGCUCGAAACGUCUCUGUAAUCAUUGUAAACGACAACGAUGGUGAUACCGCUGCCAUUUAUCCCGAUGGCGCAGAACUGUAUUAUACCUAUCUCGCCGCCUCGGCUGCUGGCUUGAGCAGGAUGCCGUUUGUUCCGUCCCCGGAUGUGCUGGUGGCGAAGAAUAUGAGCGAUAGCCCGGUGUUCUUUGGUUGUGGAGAUGUCAGUACGGCGACGGUGGUGUGGAUUCCUAAUGCGCCGCUCACGCCUGCCGGGGGCGUGAUCGAGACGGCGCAGAUGCAGAUUAAUGAGACGCAGACGGAGAGUAUGGUUGCUAAUGGAGUGGCGGUGGGGAGCCAAAAUGAUAGCGCGGAGUGGGCUACUUGUCUUGGAUGUGCGAUUAUGGAGGGGAGUGGGAAAAGGUUGCCGGAGGACUGUGCGGCGUGCUUUGGGAAGUAUUGCUUUAAGCAAUAGAACAGGAGAAGGGAGGGGAUCGUUGCUUUCUUGCACAUGUUUUUAAAUGAAACAGUGAUAUAUGUU